Messenger RNA from Paramuricea clavata, 2058 nucleotides. NCBI's taxonomy places the organism in Eukaryota, Metazoa, Cnidaria, Anthozoa, Malacalcyonacea, Plexauridae. The record is from the annotation of a GenBank genome assembly.
AUGGCUUCACUUUUUCGUUUGCUUAGCCGAGCAACUACAAAACUUCAAGCAGUUUUUAAAAAACAAUACAUUUUUAAUAAACACAAUACUUAUCUGCAAGAAUUUGUGUACAAAGGUAAUUUUCCCGUGGAAAAGCUUGGUCGGAAUUGCUUAUCAGUCGAAUUAACUCACGAAAGAGAUCGGUGCAAGAAACCACGGCAAAAUCUGUCGCUUUUCGGUCUACUUACAGCUGGAGUGUUUUCACUAGCGCUUACCAACCACACUGUAGAGGCAGGGAAAAAUGAUGAAACACCUGAGGCUAAAAACUGUACAGCUUCCUUCAGAAAAAAAGGUAAAUUUUCGACGAAGGAAAGUACACAAACACGAACCGAAAAAUUACAAAAAAUGAACGCUGGUCUAGCAAAACGAAAACUAUGCUUUGAGAAUUUGGACGACAGCACAGAGGAACAGGAUAUAUGUAAAAAGAAAAGGAUGACACGUAGUAUGGAGGUGAAAAUUUAUACAGUAAAUUACUAAAUUAAUAUUUUAAUAUGCUUUGAUGCUACUCUGAGUGUGUAUCCACACCGGGCAGGCUUGAAAAAUAUGCCUGGCCACGGUGGGAAUUUUUCAAGGCCAUUUUGAAGGCCUGGCAAGGGAAUUUUGCCAGGCAUAUUUUUCAAGCCUGCCCGGUGUGGAUACACACUCAGAGUAACAUCAAAGCAUCGUAUUCACCUGAGUACACUACACCAACACAACAAAUAUCAUAAUAUUUUAAUGUUCAUGCAUGCCAUCAGGCAUCAUCCACAUGUCUGCUAAGAUGACUAAAUUAUACUUACAGCUACUAGUAUAAUAAAAAAUAAUGACCAAGUUAUCAUUUAUAGAAACAUGCAAAAAGCAUAGAAAUCCUGAGUGGCUGCAGAAUUGUGGAUUUGGACAUCCUUCAUAACACACUUUCAUCAUGCAAGCACUGUUUAAGAGGUGUGUUUGAAUUAUAUGAGUUUCAUAACAUAACAUUUCCACAUGAAUAACAUAACAAUUUGACUCAACCAAUGUUUUUCAUUACCGCAUGUGUAGGUCCUUUAUCACUUGACAAUGUUAUGCAGGAAAAAAGAAUUGGUCUAGCAAGUUGCCUAUAUGUAGAAUGUCAUUACUGUGGAAGGCCAAACAUAAUCAGCACUUCAGAUAAACACCGCACAGGAAAGCAUGGUCCAUUAACAUAUGAUAUAAAUUCUCGGGUAGCACUUGGUGCACUGCAUGUUGGAAUAGGUCAAACACAUGUUAACAAUUUCCUCACAUCCAUAAAUAUUCCACCUUUGAACAAUGUCACAUUCAAAAAGAGAGAACGGGAAGUUGGGCAUGCUAUUGAAUCACUUGCUUCAACCAGCUGUAAAGAAAAUCUACAAAAAGAAAAAGAAAAUGCAAUUUCAAAUAACAUACAGGCAGAUAGCAAUGGGCUGAUUGGGUUCCCAGUGUCAUAUGACAUGGGUUGGCAAAAACGGGGAAAGGGGCACAAUUCUCUGACAGGACAAGGCGCAGCCAUGGGACUGACAACAGGGAAUGUCCUAGCAUAUUCAACAAGGUGUAAACAAUGUAGAAUUUGUGAUCAUGCAAAGAAGGAGAGAAAAUCAGUAACACCACAACACACUGGGUCAUCUAAGUCAAUGGAAUCAAGUGUUGCCUGUGAGCUUUGGAAUGAUGCACCAAAAGACCAUGUGAAGUUCUCAACCUAUGUUGGUGAUGAUGACACAACAACACUGUCGCAUCUCACUGAAAAUGUUCCCUAUGGGGUGGAAAAAUGGUCAGACAUAAUACAUGCAAAAAGAUCACUUGCAACUAGGCUGUACAAUCUUUCAUCUAGCAGCAAAUUCCAAGACUCCUCUGUUUUAAGUCAAAAAGUAAUUAACUAUUUGACAAAGUGUUUUUCAUACUGCAUUGCACAAAACUCCAAUGCAGCUAAUUUGAAAUUGGCACUAAAAUGCAUUGUGCCUCAUGCUUUUAGUGAGCAUCAACUUUGCAAUGACUCUUGGUGUGGUUACAAGAAAGACCCGUCAACAUACAAACACCACAGUCUUCCAAAUG